CUUACAAUUAUCAAAUAAUAUCGUUUGGAGCAGGAAUUUAAGUGUAAAUGGGUUGAUGUACUUAGAUGUGAUGAGUGCGCAUUGAUAGUAGGAGUUGUAGAAGGUAUCAUUUAGAAAUAAAAAUUUAAUGUAAAUUUAAUAUUUUGUUAUCAAACUCUCACUCAAGCAAUUUGUAAAACCACAUUUCGAUAAACUUAAAUAUGUAUCUGGAAAGUUUAGGCCUGUGGAGCGUUGUUUUAAAAUCCAAACCGUUCUUUGUUGUCCUGGCAACCAACGUUUUUUUUUUAUCUUUGCAACGAAACAACUGGUUACAUUAAAAACCCAGACCCUAUCCCAAAUUUACAACAGCCAGUCAUGAAAAUGGAAAGGCGAACUCCAAAAGGAAUAGGAAAGACGGUCCAAGAAAACCCAGACCAGGAACCUGCGACCUCCGCCUCCCAACUACAUCACACCGGAGACGGACAGCAAUGUUAUGUGUCCUCGGUUGGAGAAAAUACCCAGUUUGGACACGGCAAGCUACCGCCCAUAUCCACCUUUUUCAACAAACUACCACUUAGUCAAGGUGGGUCAGCGGUUAGUGGUCGUGCUGAGGGCGGAGUCAAGUCAGAAACAGUCCCUUCAGGUUGCCAGGUUCGUGAAGUGAAGCCGCUUCCGUCCGCUGAACACGCUCUCACCGGGAGGCUGGAUGUGCUGAAGACUCUAGCAGCUGGGGAACCCCUGAGCUCAGAUCCAGUCCACGUCGCCGACACCUCCCCAAGUCUCGGAGGUACUAGUGGUGCACUCAUCAGUUUUACCAUCCCGCCAACAGAAGAAGAUCUAAGGCAGAUGCAGCCUUGCCAAGACAGGAAUGGACAUAUUAAACGACCGAUGAAUGCCUUCAUGGUGUGGUCUCGUAUCCACCGAUGUGCCCUGCGCAGAGCCUGCCCUGGAGUCAGCUUGACAGACGCCAGUAUUCAGCUGGGCUGUGAGUGGUCCAAGCUAAGUAUAGAACAGAAGAGGCCCUACUAUGAAGUGGCUGAACAACUGAAAAACAUGCAUAAGCAGCUAUUCCCUGAUUAUGAGUUUUGCCCCCAGAGAAGGAAAGGCAGAGAACAUUUGUCUUUAGGACAGGGAGCAAGACAGGACCCCGGCGUUUCCUCUUUUGUCUCACAGUCCACAAUUCCAGCUCAGUCAGAGUUGCAGGAUCUUGCCAUGUACCUGUACCCCACCCUGAUGCCCUGCACAGUGGGCUACUAUCCUUACCCAUCUUUUUGCCCAUAUCAUGCAGUGGGCCUGUACUCCAGGGUCCACAUCCAGUGUUCAAGACACCAAAAUGCCUGCAGCUCCAUGGAGGAAGUGCAGAAUUACCCUGACACUCACCAGCCGAGGGGCGCAACAGCUCUGGCCAUAGAACAUCAUCUAGCUGAUGUUAGCAAUGAAUUCCUCAGUGAAUCAACUGCAACAGCAGAGAGCCUAGCCCAGCCUGACAUUGUCACCAACAGCAAAGUGGAGGUCAAAUGCGAGGAUGAUGUUGAUAUUGUUGGACUGCUUUAAGAGACGUUCAGUUUUUAGAAGGAUUUAUCUACACUUUAACUGAUCUAACUAAUAAAAUGUUCUGUCUUUGGGCUGCAUGAUAUGUGGUGUUUGUGAC
Messenger RNA from Lates calcarifer (barramundi perch), 1630 nucleotides. RefSeq names its product transcription factor Sox-2. The record is from RefSeq and is a predicted model, not a curated record. Bases 355 to 1533 code for a protein of 392 amino acids. Lineage: Eukaryota; Metazoa; Chordata; Actinopteri; Centropomidae. The transcript has 4 exons.